Didymodactylos carnosus is the source of this 5634-nucleotide messenger RNA. Lineage: Eukaryota; Metazoa; Rotifera; Eurotatoria; Philodinida; Philodinidae. The record is from the annotation of a GenBank genome assembly.
AUGGAUAAUCAAAUGCCGGAUCUAAGUUAUUUGACGGAUGAAGAACGAAAAAUUAUUGAAGCGGUGAUGAUGAGACAAAUGGCGGAAGAACGACGCGAUGCCGUUGUGUUGCAGACAAAAGUGGAAGAAAGUUCCAUGCCUGUUGUACCUGGAAGAAAAGCAUCGGAUCAGAGUAGUCUUGAAACAGGCGUUUGUUGUGAAUUAUGUUUAAAAACAAAAUUUGUCGAUGAAAAUGCAGCUAGACAAUGUGUCAUUUGUAAAAAACGUUUUUGUGUAAGAUGUGGAGUACGAUUAAAAGGUCCUCGAAAUCAGACUUAUUGGCUAUGCAACACAUGCAGACACAAACAAGAAUUAUAUUUUUCUAGUUCUCAUAAUCGUUUUUCAUUGGCUUCUACAGGAUCAGCAUCGCAAUUAUCAACAACUAAUGCACAAGAAAAUAUUUUAUCUGAUCACUCUAAAACGAAUUGUCCUAUAUCGAAACAGUAUGUUUCUGAUUAUAUUUUAUCUCAACCGUUCGAUUCAAAUCGUCGUUCGUCGAUUGUGACAUUGAAUGAAGAGUCAAAAAUUAAUGCGAUUGAAAAUAAUAUACCUUUCUCGGAUGAAUUAUCAUCAGACAAAAAAUCUAUGACCCAUCGUGUACCCGAAACUACUUUUUCUGGGCAUCAGCCACUGCCAACAUCUAGAAAACUACCAAUGUUUAAUCAAUUUCAACGACAAAAAUCAUCAAUCAUGUCUUCCACCCCGUCCAGCACGAAUCAAAAUGUUGAACAAUAUAACAACACAACUGACAAUGGACAACAGCAACGGUCACGACAAAUCGAACGAACGCUUUCGAUUGACGCAGAAGAAGAAAAUGAAGAGGAUCAACAGAAACAGCCACCAUUAGAUUUUACCUCUGAUGAACAACAAAUUGCGCUUAGGUCAAGUCCAAAAAUAUAUCGUUCGAAUAAAAGUGGUGCUAAUAAUACGACAGCGAACCAGCGAGAAACACAUUAUCAUCGUUCAGUUCAGCAUUAUCGUUUAUCUGGAGUCCAUUCAAAUCGAAAUCUAAACAAACAACAAUCAGCAUCAGCAUCCUCUAAAACAUCUAUUCCUAAUGUCGGUAUAAAUCAAACCUCAACAACACCUGCAGAAAAAGAGUCAAGUUCCGAUGAUAACAUUCCAUCAUCAUCAAAUUCUAGUUCCGAUGUUGAUGAACUUGAGAGCGGCAGUACCUGUAUUUCUGACAGAGGGAGCGAUUUGCUCUCAAGUAAAACUUUUCGAUUUCGUCACAGUGAGCCUGUUGUUGUAAAAAGUAAUCGUAUUCUUGACGUUGCCACAUCAGAUUCUUCUUUUCCUACAUCUUCUUCUUCUCAAACACCGAUUAUUAAUGAACAAGAUGAUAACAAAAAACUACCUGUAGAAACAAUUGUGCAACAGUUACCAUCAUCAUAUCAUCGAUCUGAAAACAUUCCUCCAUCACGUUCGACACACAAUACAGACGCAACGAGAGAUCGAAAUAACAAUAAUCAUGAACGUUCAUCUCUGUUACGUGAAUUUCAAUGUCAUUCAUUAGAAGAAAAAGAAAUGCCCGAUUGGCAUUUAGAGGGGACAUUAAAAGAUUCCGGUAUAGACACUGCUAGUUCAAGUACAAUAUUGAACGCCACUGCUUCCGCCGAACAAAAACAGCAAAAAUUACUAUUUGCCGAUUUUACAACUGCGUCCCGUCGUUUAUCAAGCAGUGGAAAAUUACAAGGAAAUGUUCCCGGUCCUGCCACAUGGAAAUAUGAUGAUACACAAACAUUCCUUAUUGGUCACAUAACACUCAAAAACUGGGCUCGGGAUGAACCAAUCUUUAGUGCGCUAGGGUUAAAAGUACAGGGCGGAAUUCAUCGUGAUAAUGACGAAGUCGUUGCUGAAAUUACAAAAGUGACAUCGAGAAGUAUUGCAGACAAUUGUGGUCAGUUGAAAGUUGGUGAUACAGUACUCGAAUGGAAUGGGAAAAAAUUAUCAAAUCUGAGUUAUAGCGAUGUUUAUGAAAUUAUUCAAAAUUCUGCGCAAGCAUCCGAGGUACACAUGGUUGUUAAACGACCAGUUAGAUCUUUUAAUCAAGACCAAACAACUGAACAUGCUUCUCAAGAUAGUAUUCAAAAACUAUCUCGUUCUAUUACUCUCAUAUUGUCGACUCACAUGUACACGACUAAUAAUAAUAAUAAUAAUAAUAAUAAUAAUAAUAAUAAAAUGGUUGUAUUUCAAAAUGUUAUGUUCAAUGGUGAUGAUAAUAGUAAUAAUCUUGCACAAAUACAUUCGUUUGAUCAAAAUGAACAACUACACAUAGAACAACAUCAACAGGGCGUUAAAGAUCGUACAUCUAAUUUAUAUCGUCUGUGGACAAAUACACCACAAAAAUUUGUUCGAAAUGUAAGACGAUUUUCACAACGUUUAUCUAAUCGUUCUCGACAACAACAGCUACAACGUGAUACAAUUAUAUCUAAUGAUAAUCAACAUCAACAAACUGUUCAGUUUCAUUUACAACAACAUCAGUCACAAUCACAAUUCCCUAAUGGAGGAAAUUUUCAACAAACACAACGUAAAAAUUCAUCUGAUUCCGAUUUAUCAUUAUCAAAAUUAGAUAUAACAGAUGAAUAUUCUACACCCGGUGAUUUUAUUGAUAAUAAUUCAUUAAAUACAUCGAGACAACCAAGUGAAAUAAUGAAUGCUACAACAAAUGAUAAUCAUAGUUUACCAUUUUUACUAUGGCCAUUGAAUACAUGUAGACAAUUAUAUUAUCGUUAUCAACAACCAUUUCUAUUUGGAGGACGACAGAGAACAAAAUCAAAUACAAUAACAAUUUCUCAAACAACAACCGAUAGCAAUAUGCGUUUAACGCAAUCUUCACCUAAACAUACGAGAAAUCAAAAUCAUUAUUUAUCUGGUCAACGUUUUCCAUGUUGUAGUUGGCACAUUGCUAAAAAGAAUACACAUCGAGCUCGUCUACAUCUUCGCUUUCAAUAUGAUUCGCUACAUAAAGAACUGCACAUAUCUGUGCAUGGUGCUAAAGAUCUUUUAUCUAAUGGAGAUAACUUCUUUGGCUCUCUUGUUUGUCAAUUAUCACUACUACAAGGAGGUUCGAGAGAGCAAAAAUGUACGAAAUCCCGUACAUGUUCGCCAGAAGGAUGUUGUAUAUGGAAUCAACGACUUCGAUUUUUUGAUGUCGAUAAUAUUGAAACAUUGUCAGUACAUAUUUUAAUCGUCGACAUAGAGAAAAACAACGAACCAAUUGGUGAAAUAUUUAUACCGUUGAACAAGGUAAAUUUGAAUGGAUCACCCGAAUGGUAUCAUUUUACUCCAAAAUACUCCAUAGAACAUUUACAACGACAUAGUAUUGAUCAAUCAACAUUAGUUCGAAGUGAUAGUGAUGUAUCUGAGUUUGACACACCGGGUACUUCCAAAACACCGACUACGCUCAAUGUACCUACUGCUUUAUUGAAAACGAAAACAAGUAAUACUGAACAAUUUGCAGUAGAUAGCAAAAAGCGUCAACUCCCGGUUAUUCCAUUAGCUGCUCAGCAAGCUAGUCGAGAGAAAGUAUCACAAGAAUUACUUGAAAAAGCUAAACAAAUGAAAUUAAAGUUACAUUUGAGAGAAUUAGACAUUAAAGAUACAAAUGAGGGCGAUAUAGAAAAUAUGACUUCCACACACCGACGUUCUUCUAUAAAUGAUAACAAUAAUGACAAUACAGGUCGAUAUGCGCGUCGAUUUAGUAAUAUGUCAGAUGAUUUAUCAUCUAACGUUCAACACGUACCAAUUACACAACAACAAUCGAGAGCGAAAAGUUUCGAUCGGUCAGAAUUGGCGCAGCAAAAACGUAUGAUGUAUGAAGAAAGAUUGAGACGAUUUGAUGACGAAGCAAAAAAAAUUGAAUCUAUUGAUCAAACUAAACCAGAAUCAGAACAAAUAGCACAUCAGCUACAAACGUAUGCCGAUACUUUGCCAUCUUCUUAUCUUCACCGACAGGGAGAUGAACCAGAAGGAUUAUCACGUACAUCACCCCGUCCAUUUCAAUCAAGCAAAUCAAUUGAAUCAGAUGUAUUACCUAGCAUAACUCAUACAUUACCUUAUCGAACUUCGAAAGUAUCUGAAUCAAUGGCUAAUUUAUCUCAAACAAAUAUGAAACAACCAACAACAACCACUUUCACAACAGCAGGUUUGAAAGAUCGAAAAACAUCACGUUUAAAAAUACCGAUUAUGCGCGAAAAAAAUUCAUCAGCUGUGUCUGAACAAUUAGCGUCAUUUAUAAAUUCAUCACCAACCUCCAUAGCGAAAAAACCACAACGAACGGAUAUGGAACGCACCAGACUAAAAUCGUUUGAUGAAAAAUAUCGCAAAGCUAAGAGAAAAGAUCCAUCCGAACCAGGAGAUUAUGAUUCAGAUGCAUCCGAGCUAUCGACAGCGUCAAAGAUUAGCUCUGUUAGUAUGCUGUCCACACAGUCUGAAAAACCACAUAGUAGUCGAAGAAUGGGAUCGAGUGGAGUAGAUAAUAAUCGACCGAACAAACUGAACGAAGAUGAAGUACGUCAGAUGGCAAAUACUACAAUGGAUAGUAGUGGUCAAACGUUGUUUUCAACAGCAACGCCACCACCAGCAGCAACAUCAACCGAUAGUACACGAAUAUCUCCUUCUUCAUCUGUUCCAAUCGAUGUGCCAGAAAAAAAGGAGAAAAUUGAUGGAACAUUAUCAGAUUCUGUGUUGAGCACGCAACCUGAAACACAAAAAAAGCGCCGACCGUCAAUGUCAUCCAAAGCCCUUGUUAUUCUAGGAUUGUCAAAAAAAAGCAAUAGUACAUCAACUCUUGGCUAUGGGAAAAGAUUUGGUUUUCAGCGUAGUGAAGAAAUUGGUGUUCAACCACAUCUAAGAAACAAAUUGCUCGUUCGACAAACGAGUAAAGAGAAUGAAACUCCAGCUGAUAGUCAGACACUACAACAGCCAUCACCGGCUCAAUCGCAAACUGGCGCACAAUAUCAUUCUCUGCCACAUAACAUGAAACUAUGGUCUGGUACAUUAAAAAAUCCUCAUGAGCAUCAAUUUUGUGAAUUUAUUGAAGGACUGGGCCUAGGACAAUUAGUUGGUAGACAAGUAUUAGCAUCUCCCUGUCAUGGUGAAAUUCAAAUUGGCCUUCAUGAUCAACACGGAAUGCUCGAAGUAGAAAUUAUACGUGCAAGAAAUUUACUACAAAAACCUCCAUAUAAAACUCCACCAGCCCCUUAUGCCAAAGUUUAUCUGUUAGAUGGUAAAACAUGUGUGGAAAAACAACGGACAAGAACAACAAGACGAACAUUAGAUCCCCUUAUUCAGCAACCACUUUUAUUUAAAGAAAAUUAUAGGCAAAAAGUUUUACAGAUUAGUGUUUGGGGUGAUUAUGGAAAACUUGAUCGAAAAGUUUUUAUGGGUGUUUGCCAAAUUAAUUUGGAUGAUCUCAAUCUUAGUGUUCAUGUACUUGGCUGGUAUAAACUAUUUUCAGCUAAUUCUUUAAUGAGUAAUUAUACGGUCGUUCAACAAAAACGAAAAACCUCAUUGAGUUCAAAUGAUAGUACUUAUUCAUUUGCAUCACAAAGUACAAUCAAAUCUACAAAAUCACUUUCAUCUAGAUUAUAG